AUGGCCACCAUCUCCGACAUCUACGGCCCGGGUGCCGCCGACAAGCCAGAGCUGAACAACAACUUCCACGUCGACUAUGUGAUCCACUUCUUGAUCCCGCCCAAGGAGCGUGACGAGGCCGAGGCCGCCUUCAUCCAGGUCAUCCAGGCCCUUGCCAGCGCCGGCUUUGCCACCGAGGUCCGCCCCGGCGGCGACCGCGCGUCCCUGCUCAUCUUCUGCAAGAUCGCCUCCGAGAAGCUGCUGCGCGCCCAGAUCUACCGCAGCCGCCUCCAGGACUACCUCUACGGCAUCCGCACCACCGCCCCGCCCAGCCGCAAGAACCAGGGCGGCGUCGAGGUCGACUACAACUCGUACUUUGCCGACGAGCCCGUCUCCGAAGCCGAGCGCCUGCGCCUCGCCUACCUGCUCAUCAGCAAGCCGCGCGCCGAGGGCGGCGCCGGCAUCACGCCCAAGGGCACGCUCGGCGCGUCCGCGUCGCCGGCCAAGGGCGGGCCCGGCGCGCGCCAGUCCAACGUGGCCGCGCAGAACAAGUUUGUCGCGUCCAUCUUCCCGCUGCACGACCACGCCUUCAACCGCGCCUGGCUGCGCAAGUGGAGCACAAAGUACAUGCUGGACGCCGCCGACCUCGACGCCAUCCGCGACAAGUUUGGCGAGCGCGUCGCCUUUUACUUUGGCUUCAUGCAGAGCUACUUUAGCUUCCUGCUGUUCCCGGCCGCCUUCGGCUUCUUUGCCUGGCUCGCCAUCGGCCAGUUCUCGUGGGUCUACGCCACCGUCAACGGCCUGUGGUCCGUCGUCUUCUUCGAGUACUGGAAGAAGCGCGAGGUCGACCUCGCCGUGCAGUGGGGCGUCCACGGCGUCUCGCAGAUCCAGCUGCCGCGCCCGCAGUUCCGCUUCGAGCGCGAGGCCAAGGACCCCGUCACCGGCGAGACCGUCAAGAUCUACUCGCCCUUCCGCCGCUUGUCGUACCAGCUGCUGCAGGUGCCCUUUGCGCUCGCCUGCGUGGCCGUCCUGGGCAGCCUCAUCAUCCUGUGCUUCUCCAUCGAGAUCUUCAUGACCGAGCUCUACAACGGGCCCUUCAAGCAGUACCUGACCUUCUUGCCCACGGUCCUGCUGACUGUCCUGCUGCCGCUGCUCACCGGCAUCCUGACCAACUUUGCCGAGCAGCUGACCAACAUUGAAAACUACGAGACCCAGGACGACCACCAGGCCGCAUUUGUGCAAAAGAUCUUUGUCAUCAACUUCAUCACCUCCUACCUGCCCGUGCUCCUGACGGCCUUUGUCUACGUGCCCUUUGGCAAGGUCCUCGUGCCCUACCUCAACGUCUUCCAGGCCGUCACGCACCGCCUCGCCGGCGCGCACAAGGGGUCUGCGGCCACCGACCACACCACCAUCCAAAAGGCCGCCUUCCAGGUCAACACGCACCGCCUCACGCAGCAGGUGAUUUCGUUGACGGUGACCGCGCAGAUUGUCAACUUCUUGACCGAGGCCAUUGUGCCCUACGUCAAGCGCAAGGUCUUCAAGGCCGCCGAGGAGAUUGCGUACCGCGGCCAGAACGACGUCACGGCCAAGGACGCGCCCGAGGAGGCCGCCUUCCUCGAGCGCGUGCGCGACGAGGCCACCCUGGCCGUCUACGACGUCUCCAUCGACUACCGCGAGAUGGUUGUCCAGUUUGGCUACCUGUCGCUCUUCUCCGUCGUCUGGCCGCUCACCGCCUGCUCGUUCCUCGUCAACAACUGGGUGGAGGCCCGCUCCGACGCCAUGAAGAUUGCCGUCAGCAGCCAGCGGCCCAUCCCCUGGCGCGGCGACUCCAUCGGUCCCUGGCUCACCUCGCUCGGCUUCCUGUCGUGGCUCGGCAGCAUCACGAGUGCCGCCAUUGUGUAUUUGUUCCGCAGCAACACCUUUGGCCCGGACCACUCGCCCUGGGACAUCAAGGCCUGGGCCCUGCUGCUGAGCAUCAUCUUUGCCGAGCAGGUCUACCACACCGUCCGCGCCGUCGUGCACUAUGUCGUCGCGAAGCUCGACAGCCCCGGCCUGCAAAAGGAACGUGCCGAGCGGUUCGCGCUGCGCAAGCGGGCGCUGGCGGAGUCGCUGGGCGAGGACGAGGCCGAGAAGGCGCUGAGCCCGGGCGUAACGGGCGGUGUCGGUGUGACAGACGCCGAGAAGAUUACGCGUGCGGCCGUCGAGGCCGAGGCGCGCGAGCUGGCGGUUAAGGGCCUGGACAAGCCGGAAGAUAUAUUCUGGCUGCGCCAGCGCGGUCCCUCCGAGUCUGUCCAGGUUGGUCGCUCCCUCAUUGCCGAGUUCACCGACACGUCCAGCAACAAUACCAUCCACAGUGGCAACACGACGACGGUUCCCGCACCGGUCAAGGAACUGUAG
Molecule: messenger RNA, 2376 nt
Organism: Sporothrix brasiliensis 5110
Lineage: Eukaryota; Fungi; Ascomycota; Sordariomycetes; Ophiostomatales; Ophiostomataceae
Exons: 3
Coding region: 1-2376 (791 amino acids)
Biological process (GO): chloride transmembrane transport
Cellular component (GO): cortical endoplasmic reticulum
Molecular function (GO): chloride channel activity
Source: RefSeq, a predicted model, not a curated record